Messenger RNA from Boeremia exigua, 1768 nucleotides. RefSeq lists its product as uncharacterized. Gene Ontology annotation, biological process: GDP-fucose import into Golgi lumen; protein O-linked glycosylation via fucose. Gene Ontology annotation, cellular component: Golgi apparatus. The coding region runs from base 63 to 1718 and encodes 551 amino acids. Lineage: Eukaryota; Fungi; Ascomycota; Dothideomycetes; Pleosporales; Didymellaceae. Gene Ontology annotation, molecular function: antiporter activity. The record is from RefSeq and is a predicted model, not a curated record. The transcript is spliced from 3 exons.
AUCACAAUCACGACUCCCUUCGCGAUGCACUUCCUUCCUUCCUCCGCCAUGCAGCGGACACAAUGAACAGCUUCAACUCCCGACCGUUCGCUCGCAACACAUCCAAAACAUUCCGCCCCGCAUUCGAUUACCUGACCAAUAUUUCGCGCUCCGUACAACUCCCAACAACGUCAAAACAAACCUCGAAGUUCUCGACCUCCACAACGCACCGCCGAAAAACGACCGCGGACUCCAUCGAUGACAUAGACGACGAUAUCGAAGCAGCCAAUAUGUCCAAUUUACGCUCGCAUUCGCGACACACCUCCCAAGAAGCAGGCGCCGGCCUCGCGCCCGCCAUUCCCCUCAUCGACGUCGCCAGCCGCUCCACGUCCCCCAUUCCCUACCCGCGCUCCCGCAGCGCCGCGCAGAGCGAGGACGAGGAUGAUGAAUACGAGCUCAGCAGCAGCAUACGACCGCUCGUUGGCGGCGGCAGAAACGCGCAGUAUGAGCGCGGCGGCUGGAAGAUGAUUUUUCGGCAGGGCGGGCUGGGAGGCUAUUUAUUUGGCACGUGGCUGGGCUGGCAGAUUUGGAUUGGGAUACUGGUGUUUUGGGUAGGCGGGUGUGGAUUUGGGCUGUUGCUCAUGAAUCGAUUCAUCAUGCUUACGGGGGUGUACAAAUUCCCGUUUCCCCUAGCUGGCACGUAUGUCCAGCUCAUACUCACACAUGUCUUGCUCGUGGGUUUCUCGAGCUUGACGCGCGGCCUCGGUAGCCCGUUGAGACGCCUGGGGCUUGGUGCUGCUGUUGCGCCAGCAAUUCCAGUUGCGCCACAGGGUGGAGCGUUCAGGAACGUAACUACGAAGUCUGGCGUCGCGAGGUUCCUGCGCUGGCUGAGCAACGGCACCGGAGGCAUCGCUGGUGGCGGCCUAUUUGAGUUCGACUACAACAUCGCGAAACAGGUGCUCCCUCUCGCUGUCGUCUUUGUUGUCAAAGUCUUGCUCAGUAACUUCUCCUUCGCCUAUGCUCCCCUACCCGUCUACCAGCUUGCGCGCAUCGGCGUAACACCUCUCUCCCUGAUCUUCUCCUGCGUCUUGCAGAAAGAAACCAUCUCUGGCUCCACACUCUCCGCCGCGCUCAUCGCGACCCUGAACCUCUUCUUCGCGACCCUCCGCUCCAACGUUCGUGUAACAUGGGAGUCCAUCGUCGCCGGUGUCUUCUCAUCCUUCUUCGCCGCCCUUUAUCCGAUCCUCCUGCUUCGCACAUACCGCACGCUACUCGCCGGCCUCAUCCCGCAAGGCGACGUUUUGAGCGGCUACCCCACACGCAGCGAAGAAGAUGCGAACCGCGAAGAGACCCGUGCCUACUACCGCACUCUACACUACACCUCCAUUCUGUCCAUCGCGCUCCUCACCCCCAUUAUGCUACUGAGCGGCGAACUCGGGAACAUCUUCCACAACAUUCCCUUCCUGGACGUCCCGUUCUUCUGGCUGAUGAUCUGGUGCGGUGCGAUCGGCAGUUGGGCGGUAUUCAGCAGCACGCUCGUGCUAGUCAAGGCGACAAGCCCGCUGUCCGCGACGUUCGUCAACGUGCCGAGAAGUGGCGUACAGCUUACAUUGCUCAGCAUGUUCAAGAUGCCGGCGCACAGCUGGGUGGGCGUUGUGCUAUGCUGGGCAAGCAGCGUGUGGUUUGCAGUCAGUCGGCGGAGGGAGAGCAAGACGAGGGUCAGGCUCGAGGGGCGUUAGGUACGGCUCUCCAUAGAAAUGGUCAGAAACAAAGCUUUAAUUUUUGAAAA